This is a messenger RNA of Leptopilina heterotoma, 1160 nucleotides long. RefSeq lists its product as uncharacterized. Bases 218 to 1003 code for a protein of 261 amino acids. The transcript is spliced from 5 exons. Gene Ontology annotation, molecular function: protein binding. The record is from RefSeq and is a predicted model, not a curated record. NCBI's taxonomy places the organism in Eukaryota, Metazoa, Arthropoda, Insecta, Hymenoptera, Figitidae.
UAUUAGUUAAUAUUUGUUUGUCCUAUACAUUGGUUAUAUUGAAGAAAAAAUAGUGACUAUAAGAAGAAAUAGUUUAUGUGUAUUUAAAAUUUUUUAGAAUUUUAAGCAACGAAAAAUAUUUUUUAGUGACGCAUUUAACUCUUAUUUUUGAAACGUGGCAUUUCAUACCAAAAGACGUUAAAUAAUAGAGUGUGUCUAACUUGUUUUUUAUUCAAAGAUGGAAAAGAAACCGAGAAAUUGUCUAUUAUUAUUAUUGUUACUUCUAUUCGGAGCAGGUUUUCCGACUUCAUUAUUCUUUUUGAAUAAAAGUAGUAAACAAGAUACACCGGGGAAUAAGAAAGCUAUUGAGAAGGUGUCACCUAGCGCCGCCGAUAAUAAAUUAGUUUUAUUAAAAGAUGCAUCUGAUAGCCAACAGUCAAGAAAUCUGUUUAAUAUUUCAUUUGGUGACAAUUUUGGAAUUAUUCAGUUGAUUAAACCCAUUCCUGCCGAAGAGUUUUACAAGGUGAAUUGCCUAGAUGUAAAUAAUACAGAAACAGAAAGCAACAUUGAUAACUUACCAAACGAAGAAAAUUCUUCAUUUAUAUUUAAUCUCAUUCCGUCAAGUACUUAUCAUUUAGAAAUUGCGACUUGUAAUAAAACAAGUUGUUCUAAACCUUUAGUGACUGAGGAAUUUCAUACUGAUUCUAUUUCAGAUGAACGUGCACCUCCAAGAGAGCUCAAGGUGUCAAGCAUUACAGAUAGUGGAUGCAUUGUUUCUUGGAAAAAACCCAAAAAUAAAUCGAAAUUGCAAAGUUAUACUUUAAAAGUAUGGGAAAGUAACAAAUUUCCUGAUGAGUUGUCUUAUGACCAAUCUGAUUAUGUACAUAGUAAUGAUGAAAUUUCUGAACCGCUUUCUAAACUAAAGCAUGGAACUAACUAUACAAUCGUUCUUAAUGCUGUUUAUAGUAACGGAAAUGACAAUUCUAAUCUCACAGCAAAUUUUACCACCUUAAAUAAAAAUUAAUAGUACGGAACAUAGUCUAUAAAAUGAGGAAGUUUAAUUUUACUGUCCGACUAUCAUGAAAAUAAUAUUUCCAAACAUUGCAUAUACAUCAACAUUGAAAGAAAAUAAAGUUUCAAACAUUAAGUAAUACAUGUAUUUCUACCCCACAAACAUAACA